This is a messenger RNA of Microsporum canis CBS 113480, 9495 nucleotides long. RefSeq names its product vacuolar protein sorting-associated protein vps13. The record is from RefSeq and is a predicted model, not a curated record. Gene Ontology annotation, biological process: protein targeting to vacuole; late endosome to vacuole transport; protein retention in Golgi apparatus. NCBI's taxonomy places the organism in Eukaryota, Fungi, Ascomycota, Eurotiomycetes, Onygenales, Arthrodermataceae. Gene Ontology annotation, cellular component: extrinsic component of membrane. The coding region runs from base 1 to 9495 and encodes 3164 amino acids. The transcript has 5 exons.
AUGGUCUCCAAAAGCGCAUUGCUCCGCGACGCCGCCAUGUUAGAAGGAAUCGUUGCGAAUCUGCUGAACAGGUUCCUGGGGAUGUAUGUGAAGAACUUCGAUGCAGGACAACUUAAUGUCGGCAUAUGGUCGGGCGAUGUCAAACUACGAGACCUUGAACUCCGCCGUGAAGCUCUGGACCAACUACAUCUGCCACUCAAUGUCAUUGAAGGCCACCUUGGGGAGCUAACACUGUCUAUUCCAUGGUCCAAUCUUCGUGGGAAGCCGGUGAAAGUGCAUAUUCAAGAUGUAUUCCUCCUUGCUGCGCCCAAGGAGGAUUCCACGUAUGAUCCGGAGGAAGAGAAGAGGAGGGAACAUGCUGUUAAGAUGGAGAAGCUUGAAAGCGCCGAACUCAUCAAGGAGCAGAAUACCGCAGGCAUGAGCCAGGAGGAACAACAGAAAAACCAAAGCUUUACUCAAAGCUUGAUAACUGCAAUCGUCAAUAACCUUCAGGUGACUAUCAAGAACGUCCAUUUCCGGUACGAAGACGGCAUUGCUGCUCCUGGACAUCCCUUCGCCGUAGGUGUCACGAUCAAGGAACUCAGCGCGGUCAGCACGGAUUCAGACUGGAAACCUACAUUCAUACAGUCUACAUCUACCAAGAAUUUCAAACUGGCAGUCCUAAAUUCAUUGGCGAUCUACUGGAACACAGAUGCAGAACUCUUUGCGCCCAACUCCGGGGAUGGAGAUAAUGACGAUGUCCCAAUAUUCAGUCAUGCCGACCUGCUGGAGAAGUUCCGAGAUGCUGUUGCCACGGGCGAGAAUAACCAAUACAUCCUAAAGCCAGUCAGCGGCAAAGCAGGCCUGGAACUUGAUACCUCCCUAAACGUCGACCAUCCAAGGGCCAAAGCUAAACUUAUAUUCGAUGAACUUGGCUUUGUCCUUGAUGAUCAUCAAUAUCGUGAUGCAUUGAUGUUGGUUGACCUCUUCCAUUACUUCAUUCAACAUCGCGAGUACCGAAGCUUGAUGCCGGAAUGCCGGCCAAAGGAAGAUCCCCGCGCCUGGUUCAGGUUUGCUGGUCAAGCCAUUCUUAGCAAAAUCCAUGAACGGAAUCGUAAGUGGACUUGGGGUUACAUCAAGGAAAGACGGGAUAACCGUAUCCGGUAUAUCGAAUUGUUCAAAAUGAGAAAAAGAGAGGAUCCAAUGUCACCCGCGGAGACAGAGGAAAUGAAAGCCCUUGAGGAGAAACUGUCAUACGAGGACCUGCGAUUCUGGAGAUCUCUUGCUAGGAAUCAACUGAGGAAAGAAAGGAUCGAGUGCCCAAAGAAGGUCGUGCGGCAGCAGACCUGGUCUGAAUGGAUAUGGGGAACAGAAAAGAAGGAGGAAGACCAGCACACUUCCAUGACAGAAGAGCAGCGUCAGGAACUAUACCAAGCAAUAGACUGGGAUGAGAAGAAAGCUAUAGCUGAUGCGGUGGAUAUGCCGAGGGACUCCGUCAAAUUCCAGAUUGACUCGAGUCUUCGAGCCGGAAGCUUUACCUUAAAGCGGGAUCCUCAUGGUAGGGCAAACGAAAUAUUAAAGCUGGUAUUCGAGAGCUUCCAGGCAAAAGCACUACAGAGACCGGAUUCUUUCUUGAUCCAGGCGGACCUUGGUGGACUACGACUGUUCGAUCAUACUACAAAUGAUACCGUUUUCCCUCAAAUUGUCCGCGUUAAGGAUUGCUAUUCCAUGCCUAGCGAAGAUGUCGAAGAGAUCACGGAAAUGGACAUACCUGAAUCACCGGAUGUGGAGGAUAUAGACUGCGAGAACGACGAUAGCCUCUUCUACCUUCAGUUUGAAUCAAACCCGUUGGAUGGAAGUGCAGAUUCUGCCCUCCGUAUGAAGCUGAAAAGUCUUGAGGUUAUAUAUACUCCCAAGGUAUUGGUUGAAAUUGUCAAGUUCUUCCGUCCUCCAGAGCGACACAUGGAAUCUAUCGGCGCACUUCUGGAAACUGCGGGCGCAACCGUUGCGGAAAUUCGCCAACAGACCAGGGCAGGAUUGGAGUUUGCUUUGGAGGAGCACAAGACUAUCAAUGCCCAGCUUGACAUCCAGGCUCCGCUUAUCAUUGUUCCUGAAAGCAUUACUACAGACGAUAGCAUGUGCCUUAUCUUUGAUGCUGGUAGGGUCAGCGUGAGCAGUAAGCUGGCAGAUAAGGAGACUCUUAAGAUGGUUCAGAAUAAGCAAGGUUCAGAACUUAGUAAUGAUGAUCUCAGCCAGCUUGAAUCACUGAUGUACGAUAAGUUCUUGCUAAAGCUUGAUUCGACACAAGUGCUUAUUGGGAAUGGAAUCGAAGCAACUAAAGCCCAAUUGGAUGCUAAGACGGUAUCGAAAAAUCUUCACAUCAUGGACCGGAUUAACAUGGACUUUGUACUCGAGCUGUGCAUCGCUCCUAAAUCAACGCUCACCAGGACCCGUAUAUCAGGGCAUCUACCAGAGUUCCACGCGUCGAUGUCAGAUACGAAGUAUAAAAACCUGAUGAGGCUGAUAGAUAUAGCUAUUCCCCAAUUCAACACCGAUGGGCCUGCGGAUUCAGCGAAGAAAGAGGCUCAAGCUGAGGCUACAGCGCUUGAAGCUAGAGCUAGGUCACAGUCUAUUCAAUUUAGACAAAAAGAUGUGCCUGUCCUGCAAUCAGAGAAUGAUAUCGAAGGCCCAGAGGAGAAGAUAUCAACAGACUCACAAAGUUCUAAAAACAUACACCGGCGUUUGUUCGAAUUUAAAUUUACCGUUGAUACCUUGAGAGGCUCACUAUAUCGAUCUGACCCUAGUGAUGAAAGCAAUGAUAGGCUGUUGGUUGAAUUGGUCGCCGAACACUUCCAUCUAGAUUAUAAUCUCAGAGAGUACGAUAUGGCCGCCGAUAUUGUUUUGAAGUCUCUGAGCAUCGAGGAUUACAUUGAAGAGCAUUCCUCAGCACCCGAGUUUAAGAAAAUUGUCACAUCCAGAGGCUUCGAUGCCAACGAAGACAAAGAUCUUUUCACUCUCAAAUUUAUCAAAGUUAACCAUAACUCUCCUGAAUUUAUAUCGGUGUAUGAUGGUGUCGAAAUGAACCUCGAGCUUUUGGUCUCCACCAUUAACUUGAUUGUCACUCGGAAGACAUUGCUUACACUUCUGGACUUCGUUUUAAUUACCUUUACCAACCAGAAUUCUCAGAAUCAAGUCCAAAGCUCUGCUGAGCAAACGGCAUCUGCUGAUUCAAAAGAGGCACCAAAACCGGCCAAUACUGGGAAGAUUCGAAUCAGUUCAAAACUAGAGAGGAUAUCCCUUAUUUUGAACGAUGAUGGUGUCCGUUUAGCUACGCUCAGUCUUAAUACUGCUGACGUUGGGAUAUUCUUGGCUGAUGAAACAAUGCAAAUCCAGUCGAGAAUGGGUAGUCUGACCUUGUUCGAUGAUAUCAACGAUAAUGGCAAUUCCUCUACAGUCCGUCGCCUGAUGAGUAUAGAAGGGGAAGAUUUUGCAGAUUUCCGCUACCAAACUUUCAAUCCUAAGCUUAAAGACUAUCCAGGCUAUGAUUCAGAGGUAGUCCUGAGAUCUGGUUCGAUCAAAAUAAACUUCAUCGACGAGCCGUACCGUAGGGUUAUUAACUUUCUGGUUAAGUUUGGGAAAAUGCAGAGUAUUUUCAAUGCAGCUCGCCAGGCCGCAGCUAAUCAAGCUUCUCAAAUCCAAGAAAGUUCGUCCCUUAUGCAUUUCGAUAUCGUGGUCAUGACGCCAAUUCUGGUCUUUCCCCGGAUAACAGAUAAAGAUGGACCACGAGAUUUCAUCACAGCUCACUUGGGAGAGAUAUAUGCUAGCAACCAGUUUUCCAAGGCCGACUACGACGGUGAGGAGUACAUGGUUAACGCUAUUUCUGCCGGCGUUCGACAUAUACGUCUCACAUCCACUUUUUAUUUCUCAGAGGAUGCCUGUGAAGAACUAGAGAUGAUUGAGAAGGUAGAUAUGGAUUUCAAUAUCAGAUAUACCAGAGAUCCUAUCAAUACUUCUAUUCCGGUUAUGCGCAUUGAUGGCUUGAUGUCCCCUACCAACCUCCGGAUUUCACAAAUGCAGUUCAAAUUCCUCCUUGAGUUAUCAAAAACUAUCCCCGCAGCAUUUACUCCAGACCAGGACCUCCAAGAAGGACAAGCACAGCAGGCUCUACCUGAGCUAUCUGCCGGCAUAAGUGCAGAAUCAGAUUCUGACAAAGCUGAUGAAUCUAAGGCACUCACGGACCGCUCUUCACAGAAUACUGCAGAACCAAGCAAAUCAAUUCAACUAGAAUUGGGAUUCCGAGUGGAAACCGUGGGGUUAGAACUACUCCUCGUAAAUGAGGAUGCACCAGUUCAGUCCUUAGAUGACGCUAGUCUAUCUAAAUUCUUCUUGAGUGAUACUAACGUGAAGCUUCGGAUGCUGAACGAUGGCUCACUUGAAUCUGAAUUGCUUAUUCACUCCUUUAAUGUCCGGGAUAGCAGGUCAAAGGAGACAAAUCGGUUCCGCAAAAUCAUGUCUCUAGUGAAUACCGACGUCCAGCAGCAGUUCAUGGCUAGUGUGUCGAUGUCUGGUGGUACUGAGCGACAACUAGUCGCCAUAGUGACAAUUGAUAGUCCACGGAUUAUAUUUGCCGUUGAUUAUCUAUUUUCUCUUAAAUCGUUCGCAACAGCAGCUUUCCCUGCCGAGCCGACCGUAGAUACUUCCGAGAGCUCAGAUGAAGAGUCCACCGGUGCAUUAGUGUCGCGUGAGGGCCCACCUUCUAAAGCCGCCACCGUCCCUUCAAGCGCCAUGACAGCGGAUAAUAAAACUUCACUCGCAAUGUCUUUUAGAUUUAACAUGGUUGAUUCUCAGGUCAUCCUGGUUGCGAACCCAACGAUACCCAAUACCGAAGCUAUCGUCUUGGGAGCUAAACAGAUUGUUUACUCGCAACAGAAUGCAUCUACUCUUCAAAUUAGCAAUGUUGGAAUGUUUCUCUGCCGCAUGGAUAAGUUUGAAACAAGCAGACUCCGCAUUCUAGACGAUUUCUCCCUUGAGUUGUCAAUGGAUACCCAGAGUAAGAGCAAAGUAUAUUCAACUACGAGGAUUGAUGUACAUGUUGAACCAUUGAUUCUUCGAUUGUCUCCUCGGGAUAUCCUUCUCGCUCUACAGAUAAUGAAUAGAGUCUCCGAAAUGACUUCACCAAUUCAAUCGCAGAAUACGGCAAAAGAGUCGAAAGCAGUUACAGCAAAGCCCACUCAAGCAGAUCUCCAAUCUCCGAGCACCCCUGUUCAAUCCCGAUUGACUGCUAUGGAUAGGAUUCAGCAAUCGGCUAUUUUGAAGAAGGAAGAAAUGUGCAUUCAGAUGGAUGGUAUUAGAGUUAUACUUAUUGGCGAUGUGCACAUCCUUCCGCUUCUUGACUGGAAUGUGCAGUCAUUCCGUGCAGAUGUCAGGGACUGGUCUGCGAAUAUGAGUGCUGAUACCACCUUCGAUACCUUCAUCAACGUUUAUAACUUCUCCAAGUCGACCUGGGAACCCUUGAUUGAGCCAUGGCAGCUUGGGUUCCACAUGUCGAAAGAACUCAGCCCAGACAUUUUCUCAAUUGAUGCCUACUCCCAUAAAAAUAUGGAGUUAACAGUAACAUCUGCAACAAUUGCUUUGGCAUCUAAGACAAUGCAAUUCUUAUCUGCCGACGAAGAUGUUCUUUCCAAGCCAAGGGGCACAGAUACCCCUUAUCGAAUCCGAAAUUACACCGGUUUUGAAUUGCGAGUAUGGGCAGAUACUGGCAAGGGUGAGGAGGGUCACGCUUGUACCCUCGAGGAUGGCGAGGAAUAUCCAUGGAGAUUUGAGGAUCCAACUACUAUGCGAGAAAACCUCACACCAGAAGGUAACGCUGGCACAGUAGGAAUUAAACUCGAGGGUAGCGGCUUUGAUAGCAUCAGCCGAAUUCCCCUAAUUCGUGAAGGAGAAACACUAUAUAACCUGAAGCCAAAGAAAGACAAAGUGCUGCAUAAGCUCCUGGUGGAAGUCACCCUGGGAGCAGACUAUGUCAAAUAUAUCACAUUCCGCUCUCCCCUUGUAGUGGAGAACAGAACUCAGAUUCCAGUUGAGGUUGGGGUGUUUAGCCCUGCGGAGGGACACCUUCUCAAGAUUGAAAAAAUCCUACCAGGCGAUUCACGCCCGGCACCAGUAGGUGCCGCCUAUCUGCACUCCCUUGUCGUUCGUCCCGAUCAAGGCUUCGGAUAUGAUUGGUCAAACGAGAGACUAUUCUGGAAAGAUUUGCUAAAACGACCAACAAGGACGCUCAAAUGUCAGAGUGAGAGCGGCCAGCAUUCUCCACCAUUUUAUUUCCAGAUGAAUGCCACUUUCGACAGAAAUGACCCUCUUCUGUCCGUAUACCCAUAUAUGCGGAUCCGCGUCUCUGCUCCUAUUGAGAUACAAAAUCUGCUCCCAUAUGACUUUAAGUAUCGAAUUUAUGACAAAAACUUGAAGAAAGAUUGGACAAACUUCCUCCGAAAAGGCGGAGUGAGCCCGGUUCAUGUUGUGGAGCUUUCUCAUGUGCUUCUUCUUAGUAUUGAUAUGCAGGACACCGCAUUCCGGCAAUGCGAAUUUGCAAUCGUCAAUGGGAAUGUUCAAGAGGACUUCAGAAGAGAAACUACGCUCAUUGUUCAGGACGAUCAAGGCCAGGAGCUCAAAUUAGGUCUUCAUUACUUCACUGUUCCAGAUAGUGGAGGUGCCUUUAAGGUUUCUGUGUUCAGUCCCUACCUUGUUUUAAACAAAACUGGGCUUGACCUGAAUAUUCAGAGCAAAAGUGUUUUCCAUGGAGGCAGAGCCGCGGCGGGCAGAGCUAUCAAAACGGAUGCAUCUAGUGGAGUUCGCUCCGCCAUCCCUUAUAUGUAUUCAUACCAAACGGAUGACCAUAAAAACAGAUCCGUUCUAAGGGUCAAUGGGUCCUCAUGGAGUAAACCUCAAAGCUUUGAAGCAAUUGGGAGCAGCUUCGAGGUUACUUUACCCGCUAGCAAUGGUCGAACAGAGUACCACGCAGGUGUGACGGUAGAAGAAGGUACUGGAAAGUAUAAGGUCACAAAAAUCGUCACAGUCUCCCCUAGGUUCAUACUUGAGAACCGUCUAGAUGAAGAAUUGGUUGCUCGUGAGCCUGGCUCGUCGAAUGUUAUCACACUGAAACCUGGUGACCUUGUCCCGCUUCACUUCCUUAGGCAAUCAGCCGAAAAUCAGCUCUGCUUCUGUUUCCCUGGUGUCAACAAUCAAUGGUCGUCGCUGUUCAACAUUGCCGAUCUCGGAAUAACCCACGUGAAGUUGGCAAAGGCAAAUCAGCGCCAGAGGUUGCUCAAAGUCGAAAUACUCAUGGAAGGUGCUACCAUAUUUUUACGUAUUAGCAUGGAGGCAGUGCAUUGGCCAUUCUCCAUGAAGAAUGAAUCAGACGCAGAAUUCAUAUUCUUUCAAGCGAACCCAAAUAUCAGUGAGGAUGAAGAUGACCGCAGCACUACCUGGCGCCCUAUCCGUUACCGCCUGCCACCACGUAGUAUUAUGCCUUAUGCAUGGGAUUAUCCUGCUGCUAAAAACAAAUCUCUUGUUCUUCUUUGUCGAGGGAAGGAGAGAUAUAUCAAGCUCGCUGAAAUGGGCAACUUAAUACCGAUGAAACUCCCACCGACCCAAGAUUCGCCCCAAAAAAUUAUUGAUAUCCGCAUCGAAGCGGAAGGGCCAACACAAACGCUCGUUUUGUCUAAUUUCCGGCCAUCAAGGAGUAUAUACAGACAGCAAAAGCCCGCUUCCUCUCAAACAAGUGUAUCCACUGGGUUUGAAGUUAAAGAAGUUAAUUCGGAUAUCACCUUUAAGGCUCAACUCCGAUUAAACGGUAUUGGGAUCUCUUUGGUUAAUCAAAACUUAAAAGAGCUAGUAUAUAUCACUUUCCGCGAGAUAGAUCUCAAGUUCAGCGAGUCGAAGAUCUACCAGACCAUAAACACCACGAUAAAAUGGAUCCAAAUCGACAAUCAACUCUAUGGUGGAAUAUUUCCAAUUCUUCUAUAUCCAAGUGUUGUCCCAAAGACAGGUAAGGAGAUGGAGGCACACCCAAUUUUCACAGCCACAGUUACCCGGGUGAAAGAUGAUUCGUAUGGUGUCUUGUAUGUGAAGUAUGCGUCACUUCUCGUACAGCAAAUGACUCUGGAACUUGAUGAAGACUUCAUUUUUGCCCUCCUUGACUUUGUGAAGGUUCCUGGUGCAUCGUGGUCCGAGGAACAUGAGGACCCGAUCUGUGAGGCUGAGCUUGGCAUUCCUGAGCCCAAAACUGAAGCUCACGGGCAGGAUGUAUAUUUUGAGGUCCUCCAUUUGCACCCCAUGCAGCUCGAUCUGUCCUUCGUGCGCACGGAGCGAGUCAAUGUAGAGGAUACUACAGAGUCGUCUAACCCAUUGAUGUUCUUUGUGAACGUCAUGACAAUGUCCAUCGGUAACGUCAACGACGCUCCUGUCAGACUUAAUGCGCUCUUACUUGAGAAUGCGAGGGUGUCUAUACCAAUGCUCGUUUCGAACAUUACGAACCAUUAUACUCAGGAAUUCCUCCGCCAAGUGCAUGUCGUUAUUGGCUCCGCAGAUUUCCUAGGAAACCCUGUUGGUCUCUUUAACACGGUCAGCUCUGGGGUUGCAGAUAUAUUCUAUGAGCCCUACCAAGGCUUCGUCAUGUCGGACCGGCCACAAGAGCUAGGUCUAGGGAUUGCUAAGGGUGCUACUUCAUUUGUCAAGAAAUCAGUAUUUGGAAUAUCAGACAGUCUUACAAAGUUCACUGGCAGUGUUUCCAAGGGUCUUGCUGCGGCAACGCUGGAUAAAGAGUUCCAAGAUCAGCGACGGAUGUCUAGGGCCCGGAAUAGGCCAAAGCAUGCACUAUACGGAGUAACUGCAGGAGGCAGUGCUUUCGCUUCUAGCAUGGCUAGUGGAAUUGGUGGCCUUGCACGUCAUCCUCUUGAGGGUGCCGAAAAGGAGGGAUUCCAAGGAUUUGUCAAAGGUGUUGGGAAAGGGUUCCUGGGCCUUGCAACCAAACCAGCUCUUGGUGCUUUUGACCUCGCUUCAAAUCUUGCUGAAGGAGUGCGGAACACGACUACGGUAUUCGAUGCUGGAGGGCUUGAUCGAGUGCGUUUGACUCGGUUUAUCGGCCGUGCUGGAAUUGUCAAGCAAUACUCUCAGCGCGAGGCCUUGGGCCAGUUCUGGCUUAAAACAACAGAUGAUGGCAAAUAUUUCAACGAAGAAUAUAUUGCGCAUCUUGAGUUCCCCGGCAAAGACAUGCUUGUGCUGUUGACCUAUGAUCGAAUCAUGCUCGUCCGGUCCAAGCGCCUUACAACAGAAUGGGACAUCAAAUUAACCGACAUUCAAAAAAUUUCAAAGGAAAGGACCGGAAUGACCAUAACGCUUAAAGGCGGCACCAACGGCCCAUUCAUUCCCGUGCAAGAUGAGAGUGGGAGAAACUGGUUUUAUAAACAAAUUGCCAUUGCUGUCAAUGCAUUUAAUGAGAAGUAUAGCGCAAAGGGGUAG